UUAUCUUGAGGAGACCUCAUUCAGGUUUCUCAGUUCGCCCCUAUAAAAGGCCGUCGCGACGUUCUAACUUCCAAAAAUUCGUGAAGUCUGCGUGCAACCAUGGGUGUCUUUCCAGUGCUAAUUCUAAUUAUGAGCGUGCAGUUUUCCGCUAAAGUGCAAAGUGCAUCGAUUUCAAGUGUUAAAGUUGUCCGCCCACCGCCUGCCAAAUAUGCCAGCAACUCAAAAUUUCCCCAUUUCCUUCCGGAGUCCUUUGAACAGUGGACCGACGACAGUGAUGACAACCUGUGGGAGCAUACCGGAUAUUUGGAGGGUGACAUCAUGGCCUACGCAGGGGAGGACAGAAAUGGAAUUUUGAAUAAGACCCUUCGGUGGCCAGAUGCCGUGGUGCCGUUCUAUAUCGAUGAGGACGAUUUCAGUAAGGAUGAAAUUGGGGUGAUCAUGAAAGCUAUUGGCGAAUAUCACGAGAAGACAUGCAUUAAGUUUCGAUCGUACACUGAAAGUGAUAAGAACUGGAUUCACAUAAAAGGCGAUAGGAGCGGAUGUUGGUCCAGCGUUGGAAUGCACAAAGAAGGACAAGUGGUGAAUCUUCACACCCCCAAAUGCGUUCGACAUGGAGUUGUGGUUCAUGAGCUCCUUCACGCUCUGGGUUUCUUCCACCAGCAAAGCGCAACAAAUCGAGACGAAUAUGUGAAGAUCCAUUGGGACAACAUUUUGCCAGGGACUGAGCAUAACUUCAACAAGUACAACGAAACCAUUGUCACGAGCUACGGAAUAGGAUACGACUACGGUAGCGUCAUGCACUACAGUGGAAAGGCCUUCUCCAAGAAUGGCAAUCCAACAAUUGAGGCUCUGCAACCUGAUGUCGAAUUGGGACAACGCAAGGGUCUGAGUGAAAGGGACAUCGCAAAACUGAAUAAAAUGUACAGGACGAGUUGUGAUAGGAACAGCAGCGAGAGUUCUGAAGAUAACUAUGACGAUUUUUUCAAAGAUUUGAUUAAUUUGUUUGGGUAGCCUUUUUGGGUCUUGACAGUUUGAAGUUUUCAUUGACCCUCAUGCUAAUAAUUGGAUACCCAUAAAACCACUACGACGAAAAAAGAUAUUUAUGGCCAAAUUCCCAAUAUUUAAAUAAUUUUUAACGAAAACUUUUAUUUUUUAGUAUUUUUUUAAAUAUAUUUUUUUAAUUAUUUUUUUUUAAAUAUAAUGAAAUAUUUAUUUAAAAAAAAACAAUUAAGUCUUUUGUAAAUAAUUAUUGGACAAAACAAUUAU
Molecule: messenger RNA, 1266 nt
Organism: Hermetia illucens (black soldier fly)
Lineage: Eukaryota; Metazoa; Arthropoda; Insecta; Diptera; Stratiomyidae
Product: seminal metalloprotease 1
Exons: 4
Coding region: 100-1011 (303 amino acids)
Biological process (GO): proteolysis
Molecular function (GO): metalloendopeptidase activity; zinc ion binding
Source: RefSeq, a predicted model, not a curated record